CUCGCUUCAAAAUAGUAUAAAUACAAAAUGUUUUCCAACACUGUUUGACCAUUUCUUUACGGUCGCUCAAGUCUCUUGACCAAUUCUCAAAAGAUCACAACCAUUCUAUCCAACGCUUUUCAUUACCUCACUCUCAUCUCCCACACAAUAUUCACGCAAUGCAGUCACUUGCAGGGAAAGUCGUCCUCGUGACAGGUGGAAGUAAAGGGAUUGGUCGAGCAAUCUGUUUUCGCCUCGCAAGCCAAGGGGCGGAAAUAGUCAUAAACUAUAGUAACGACUCUUCCCCAGCGAAUGAGGUUGCGUUACUUAUAGGAGAAGAAAACGCUACUACCAUAAAAGCUGAUGCUGGAAAUAUUGAAGAGAUCUCCAAAUUAGUUGAUGCUACAAUUGCGAAAUAUGCAAAGAUUGAACUGGAUAAUGUUACUGUUACAGAGUGUGACCAGACUCUCAAUUUGAAUGUCAGGGGACCUCUAUUUCUUGCUCAGGUAUGUUGUGACUUUGAUAGUAGCGGAAUACCUUGCUAAUAGCCUUAGAAAUCCGUUCCUUAUAUAGCAACCGGCUCUAGUAUUAUUUUAUUUUCCACAACCCAAUGUCACGCUAGUACAGUAACUCCAAAUUACCUUACAUACAUCAUGUCGAAAGGUGCUAUUGAGCAAAUGACACGAGGUCCUUCGAAAGAUCUGGCACGAAAAGUUAUCAUGGUCAAUACUGUAGCGCCAGGACCAACAUCGACCGAACUUUUCCUCGACGGGAAGAACGACCAACUUUUGCAGACGAUUGCGGGCUUUAAUCUGCAGAAUAGGAUUGGUCAACCAGACGAGGUUGCAGAGGUCGUAGCGUUUUUGAAUAGUAGUGCUAGUUCAUGGGUUACGGGUCAAAUACUUGGAGUAAAUGGUGGUAUGGCAUAAUUUUAGAUAAAGUUGAAAAUCCUAAGUUUCCUUAACUCA
Sclerotinia trifoliorum is the source of this 947-nucleotide messenger RNA. The record is from the annotation of a GenBank genome assembly. Lineage: Eukaryota; Fungi; Ascomycota; Leotiomycetes; Helotiales; Sclerotiniaceae.